AAAGUUUAGGGGUGACAGGCAAGGGCGGAGGUUUGAGUAGGAACCGCCUCUGAACGUACCGGCUAGAUAUCUGAGUAUUCGUGUGUGGAGGACGCACGGUUCAGUGAGAAAGGGAGAAUUUGUUGUAUUACUUUUAAAGAAUUUGUUGUUUGAAACGUAGUAGAGGUGGGUCUACCCGACUAUUCCAAUGACAUAGUUUUCAUUUGUUGAGGGGACUAUGUCAACCACAGCAUCAGGGGCUUGGCGUUUGGACAGGUGUGUUACCUGUGGCUGGCAGCUACAGAGAAGGGGUUGGCUUAGUCGUUUCACGUCUCCUUCCGGCACAGUGCGUUCUGACGAGGUGACCAUACACACACAGAUUGUGGAAAGUGGAGGUACAACAUUCCUGAUGAGCUUGUAGGCUGUCUAUUUGUCACCAUGGUUUUCCUGAAGAGUUUCUAGCCAGUGCACCGUUUAAGUAGACUGCUUGUUAAACCUCGUCGACAUUAAAUCCAUACUUUUGGAGGAAAACCAAGCACGCCACGUCUGGAUCUCUCAGAAUUGCCUGGUUGAUUGGGCACAGCGUUCUCCAGUGCGGGGGCACUGACGCAUUGUGGAGUCGACGGGUUGAACUGCCAAACCGGCUGCGCUACAGAGGGACGGCUCGAUGUGCGAAACCGCGAUGGCCGUGGCUCAGCUGGAUACGGACGACCACCAACCAGAGAAUGGCUUCGUAUCACCCGAAACAUCGUCUCCGGCUUUGCUAUCGCGCAUUGACGGCUGCGUCUUGCCAUAUCUCGGGGGAUUUGGAAAAUACCAAAAGCAACUCAUUGUCCUGACAUGGAUCCCUGCAUUGUUUAUAGGAUUCAGUCAAUUCUCUGACAGUUUCCUCCUCGCUCAACCGAACAACACAUGUGUUCUACCGACGAUAAACAGCUCCAAUCUGACAUUGAGUCCUUCCUCAUUAUUUAAUGGUCAAAACAACAGUGGCGUGAGAGCUCCGUAUGUAUCAAACGGCACGCGCCACAACAACACGGACGAUGCUCACUGUAAGUGCACACAGUGGAGGUACGAAAUGCAAAUGGGACUUCGGGAGAAUGUAGUCACAAAGUGGAACUUGGUGUGUGGUUCCAGGAGGAAGGUCCACAUUGCAAAGUUCUCCCUACUGGUGGGUUCCAUCUUUGGGUAUCUGGUGAUGGGUAUCCUCGCAGAUUGGUUUGGGAGACACCCGGUUCUGAUCAUCUCGGUCCUCUUCAUGCUGGUGUUUGGUCUUACCGUGGCCUUCUCCGUCAACGUGCCCAUGUUUAGCACCCUACGCUUCUUCGAGGGCUUCUGUCUGGCCGGGAUCUCCCUCUCCCUUUAUGUCCUGAGGAUCGAGCUUUGCCUACCGGGCUGGCGUUUCUCCAUGACGAUGGUGGCAAACUUUGUGGUGCUGGGAGGCCAGCUCCUGAUGCCAGGCUUGGCAGCACUGUGCCGUGAUUGGCAGGUCCUCCAGGCUGUCAUCAUCUGCCCCCUGUUCCUGAUGCUCUCCUACAUCUGGCUUUUCCCAGAAUCCCUGCGCUGGCUGCUGGCCACUCAGCAGUUCUGUCGCUCCAAAUGGCUCAUGGCUCGCAUCGCCAAAAAGAACAAAGCCAAUCUGGAGAGGGACGCAGACGAGCUCCUGACAGAGUUGCACCAGGCCUUGCAGAAGAAGCCCAAGAAGACCUGCAUUGUUAAAAUGGUGGGAACCCGCAACCUGUGGAAGAACAUCGUGGUGCUCUGUGUGAACUCGUUGACGGGCUAUGGCAUCCACCACUGCUUUGCGCGCAGCAUGAUGUACCAGGAGGCCCAGGAGACCACCAUGUUCCACAACUUCUACGCCGACUACUACGUGAUGGCGGGCAUCGCCGUGGCAUCCUGCAUCGCGCUGUGUCCAGCCGUGGGGCUGAUGGGCCGGCGCGGCGGACUGCUCAUGUUCAUGAUCAUCACGGCCCUCGCCUCACUGCUGCAGCUGGGCCUGCUCAACUUACUGGGAAAGUACAGCGUCCAACUGAACAUAGAGCGGUCGGACACGCUGAAAACCAACUUCUCGGUGGCAUUCUCCAUCAUUGGCAUGUUUUCCUCCCACGCAGUCAGCAAUCUGAGUAUCUUUUUCUGUGCAGAGAUCACCCCCACAGUUAUCAGGGGUGGAGGCCUUGGUCUGGUCCUGGCCAGCGCAGGGUUUGGCAUGCUGACCGCCCCCAUCAUGGAGCUGCACGACCAGAAGGGCUACUUCCUGCACCACGUCAUCUUUGCCUGCUGCACGCUCAUCUGCAUCAUCUGCAUCCUGCUGCUGCCCGAGACGCGCUACCAGCCGCUGCCCGAGACGCUGGCCGACGGCGAGAGCUACACGCGCCAGCCGCUGCUGCCCCCGCGCAAGCCCGGCGAGCAGCACAUCCCGCUGACCAAGUCGGAGAGUCGGGAGUACGCCCGUGUCGCCGACACGCCACUGCACGAGGCCGCCGCCACCCUCGUGUCCACCAUGGACUCCACAGCGUCGUCGGCCGUCGACAUCACCCUGCCCUCCCUCCACAUCGAGGAGGACGUGGCCGUCCAGGCAGCCGAGGACACUGCGCUUAACUUAACGACGAAGCCCGUGGCUGUAGAGGAGGCCGAACCGUGCGCCACAGCGCCAACCACGAGGCCUGCCGAGGCCGGCCUCACCACUGACCACCCCACUGAGGACCGUCCAGCUGAGGACGCCUCGGAGCCGGUCCAGCUCGCGUCCGUCGAGCCGGAGUUCCCUCAGGACAGCAGCACUCCCCUCCUCACAAGCUCCACCAGAGCCCCCAGAGCCAGCUCUCCCAGACACCCCGCAGCCCCCAACCUUAUUCCUGACCUCUCGACUGCCCCUCCCGACACAGAUGCCCCUGUGUCCCCCGCAAAAAUCGAACCUCCCCCUGCUGUCCCCUUAGCGGAUGCUGUGCCCAUGGCCAAAAUGGAUCCCCCCUGUCCAGAUCUAAUUGAUUCUUCCUCACCCCAGCCAAUGGCCAGUGCCCCUCUCGUCGAAGCUUCCUCCACGGCCGGCGAGAGUUCUCCUGCUCCUGUGGCCAGUGAUGACGUCCUUCUCCCUGACAUGGACGCCGAUGUUUCCUUCGUGAACGAAACCACAGCGCCCUCCGUGGUGGACACCACAUCCCAUGAUUUAAUCGAUCCCACCUCGUCCCCCGUCGUUAAUGACGACCUUGCCCCCCCUCCCUCUCCCGUUUCAGACUGUAGCACCUCUCCUUUGUUGGACUCCACGCCUCUAACUCUAGUGGACUCCCCCAUCCCCUCUUUGAUAGACAGUUUGCCCGCCACCAUUCCACCUGUCCCAUCCUCCUCUCCUCCCUUGUCUAGAGACUCUAUCUCUCCAUCCAUCAUACCUCCUAAACUGAUGGACUCUACCAUCGCGCCGGUCACUACCACUCCCUGUCACGUAGGUGCUGCUACCCCCUCUCCUCCCCUUCCCAACGUGGACUCAACCAAUCCUCUGUUAACAGACACUGUCCAAGACCUCACAGUGGACUCAGCUGCGGCCUCUCCUCCGCCCUCUCCUCCAGGGAUGCCCCCAUCCUUCAGCAUGGACUGCACCGUCUCUUCGCCCAUAGACUCUGGCCUUACAGCUGCUGAUGCCGCCACUACCAACGGAGUGGCGUCCUCAUGAUAGCCAGUUGCCCUCUCUACACAGGAGACUAGCCUUCUCUCUCCCUCCCCCCCAACCCAAGUGGUCUUGACACAGGAGGGGACUGAGAUGUCGUCACGGGACCAGGGGGGUGGGGGGAAGGGUCAUCAAAAUAGCCAGUUCUGAGCUUCCAGUGUGCAACCAAUGAGCUGCUCUCCUGACGGAGGUUCACCCGGAAAGGGACAGGAAAACGUGAGGAAGGAAGUUGGGAAUCAUCCACAGUUGGAGCAUCUCCUUCCCUCCUCCAAAAUGGAGUGACUGACACUCUGGUUACUGUGAUUGGGCUGCACUGGUGUCAGUCAGUUAAAUCCAGGUUAUUAUUGGCACAUCAAAGACCUGCUUGUUGAAAAUGAAGGAAGUCCUAAGUCCUAAGCUAUGGAAAGCUGUAUAGCAGCCAUUUGUGGUCACCAUUUGAAUAGUGCCAAGAGAACUUAACACACCGUAGUGGAUUUAAUUGGAACAAACUAAAAUGCAGAAAAAAGGUACCGGUAGUGAAGUGUACAAUAUUAUGUGAAAAAUAUUUUUUUUGUAAUUUGGUGAGCAAAAAAAAAAAAAAAGAUAGCAGCUUUCAAAAAAGUACAUGAGUAAAACCAAACAAGAAAACCAAGGUGAUAUGCAGCAGCCCAAAAAAAGGAUACUACUUUUUAAAGGGAAAGGGUUAGGGGCUUCACUGUCAUGUCAUGACAUGAAAUGGUGAAGAAAAAAAAAUCAACUCUUAUGAUGUUUGGAGGUAGCAUUGAUCUAACAUAUUUGUAGACCUCAAGUUUCAACUGCGUGUGCUGCCGUGUGUGUGUUCCAAAGCUUCACUAGAGCCACACCCAAGAAUGAAUAGUCUGCCAUGCCCAUGCAAACCUAAACAAACAGAACACCUUCCUAACACUGUUUACUCCCUCUGAAGGAGCUGAAAUGAUGGGUUUAGGUGAAGGAUAGCUGUGGAUUCCUCAUGAAGGACUGUUUCAUACAUGUUCGUAUUUUUACACUGGAACUUUCUUACAGUUUGUUGGGCCAGUGUAUGCAAUUGAAUUCUUGUGAAUGUGGUAACCUUGGUAUAAGAACCUGUGUACUGUAUGCUGUUGUGCUACCAAUGUUGAGCUUGAGUACAAAAAAAAGAAACAAAAAUGUAUUUUGCAACUUUAUCUUUUAAAUGGCCUGCCCCUAGUGCAUUACACCAAGGGACUGUUACCAUAUCUGUGUGAAUGUAAGUGGCACUUUAUCUUUCACAAAAAUUUGCAACACAGCAUGUAACCGUGAAAAGAAAAUGUGAAAUUUUCCCUCACAGCAAAGACGUGACCGAAGUGAACAUUAUUUUCAAAGACUCAAAGAAGUUUGUAUUUAGCAUCUGUCAGUAUAUGUGUCACAUUUUGAAAAUAUGAUUGCCAGAUAUUGAUUUCUGUUUAUAUACUAUAGCAUAUAUAAACCACAUAUGUAAGUAUGUCUCAUAUAUGACAUAAUAUAUGUACAUAAAGAUGUACUUGAAGCAGCAAUAAUUGGUGUGUUUACAAAAUGUGACAUACAUACUGACAUAUAUUUAAGUACAAUCCAACCUCUGUUUUAAUAUAUUAAUAUCUAUUAAUAUAAAGUACUGAAAACUGAAAAGAGGGCUGGUGUACUUGUGAUUUCCUGAUUUUGAUACGUUAGAGAAAAAAAACAAUUAUGAAUGUGCUUAUUUUUGAAAAUCAAAUUCUGGUGGCCAUGUACCAAAAUCUGUGAUUUGUUGGUGAUGUCUGCUGAUCUGCUUUGCCAGAGGGCAGAUUGCAGAGCAUUGUGCCAUAGUCACAGUUUACAGUAGUCCGUUCAUGUGAGCAGAAGAGAUGUUACAUUGCAACGCAAUGUGACCGAACUCAGUGUUGUCAUAAUCAUUUCAGUGCUUAGUCCACUCUCUGACCAUUUAGUGAUCGCCAUGGAAUAGCCACGGGGAAAUGACUACAUAUUUUGUAAUACUGAGAGAUUCAGUAUGUGGUAACUGUGUAAUCAUGUAAUGCUAACAGUUAGGUAUUGCAGUGACCGAUGUAGCUUGGUGUUUUAUCACUUCAGUUUGUGUUAUUCAGUGAGCAAUGUCAGCUAGUUUUGGCACAAGCCAAUGACAACUCUGAGUUAGAAUAGAUGUAUUGUUAAAAGACAGAAUGGCUAUUUUUUAUGCAACUGACAAACUUGCCGACAAGGGCCAAAGCCACACCAGUUGGUCAACUAUUACCAGUACACUUCUCAAGUGAAGUGCAGUGCAUUUACCUUAUUGUGAGAACUAUACAAUAAUAAAAUGACGAGCAUCACAUUGAAGAAGCCAUGAUUUCAAGACAAACAGCGAGAGCCCUGAGGAGAUAGUCCAGACGUCUCUAGCUUUAGCAUCAGGCAGUUUGAGCCAUCGCCUGGCCCACCAUCAGUCUAGUGGCUGUGGACUUAUAGUAGAUACCUGGAAGAGCUGGCUAUUGACUCAGGUUGCAUAGCAGCCUGUGAUGAAAAAAGUGCCCUUUGAUUACCAAGCACUCUCUUCAUUGGAUGGGUGGUGGUGUUGUUGUUUUUUUUUUGUAAAUAUUCCCCUCCGUGUAGCAGAACCAUCUGUCUAGAAUGUGCCCUCUCACUGCAGCAAUACAUGUUUUUUUUUAUCAUGACAAAAUUAUGUAAAGCUUACGAAGCACAUCAUUUCUUAUUACUAGGGGGGAAUAGUGCCAGUCCCAGACCAGGCCUGAAAGUCCUGUACUAUCUCUGUAUCCUAGACAGCACUACAUAGUGAAAAGGUGCUAGUACGCAGUCCCUGGGCUACUUAAAUAAUCGCCAUUGGAGACUGCCGCAAGGUUACCAGCCAUAUCAGCAAAACCACUUGAACCUGUUCAUCCAGGAGAGAGGUAGUAGAGCCGCGAAUGAUCAGAUGAAUGUGUUGGAGAUGUGGAUGAGCUUCCUUCAAGCCUACGGCAUAGUUGUCACUCAUUGCCAGUGCAAUAUGGCAUGACAUGCUCAUAAUAACCAAAAUGUAACCAAACUAACCAAGGCUCAUACACACCUUAUGAUCACACCUUUAAAACAGAGGGUUAUUUGCUUAGUGCCCCAUACAGUAGGUGCAACCAUCGUACCUGUUGUACAAAUGAGUUGGACGGCCCAUACAAAAGAACACACUCCAAGAAUGUACCUCAAGCUGAGGAGCUCCACAGAAUGACCACUCCAGGUACACCCUGACCCCGCGAGGGAAUGAGAGCACAGAGUGUGAGUGAAGUGAAUGUAAACCACUGAUGGCUCAUGUUUCAAUGCCCUUGUAUGUUUUUUUUGUUGUUUUUUUUUAACACAGAUAAUGCACUUGUACAUAAGCCAUACAUGCUGUUGUAAUAAACUUCACUAUUUAUUGAUUACCUACAAAUGUGGCUGUUGUGAAUGGCUGGUGUAAUUUUUUCACGUCAGUUGGGACUUUCCACUAAAAUGCUUUAAUUACAGAACUCUUCAAUAGUUAAUGAUGUAUUUCACAAAGUUGAAAGAGAUUAAUGUGAACCCAAAGGCUAGCAAAUGGCCCUUGUCUCGAUGUGUAACUGUAACUAUAGUCAACCAUCUGAUGACACCAUGGACCCUACUUUAAAUGACGGGCAAACUGUAAAGUCAGGUGUCUUUUGCAUGAACCAAAGCUGUCAUGUGCGGGAGCACUGAGCAAUGUUUGCGCUUAUGAUCUUGCUCAUGGAAUUAAAUUAGGGGAUGGAUUUUGCCUUGUUAUUAAAUUAGCUUUCACCUCACCA
Molecule: messenger RNA, 7377 nt
Organism: Alosa sapidissima (American shad)
Lineage: Eukaryota; Metazoa; Chordata; Actinopteri; Clupeiformes; Clupeidae
Gene: slc22a23a
Product: solute carrier family 22 member 23
Exons: 10
Coding region: 647-3643 (998 amino acids)
Biological process (GO): transmembrane transport
Cellular component (GO): membrane
Molecular function (GO): transmembrane transporter activity
Source: RefSeq, a predicted model, not a curated record